This is a messenger RNA of Carassius carassius (crucian carp), 1948 nucleotides long. RefSeq names its product microtubule-associated protein 6 homolog. Gene Ontology annotation, molecular function: microtubule binding; calmodulin binding. The transcript is spliced from 4 exons. The record is from RefSeq and is a predicted model, not a curated record. NCBI's taxonomy places the organism in Eukaryota, Metazoa, Chordata, Actinopteri, Cypriniformes, Cyprinidae. Bases 346 to 1611 code for a protein of 421 amino acids. Gene Ontology annotation, cellular component: microtubule; Golgi-associated vesicle; cis-Golgi network. Gene Ontology annotation, biological process: microtubule cytoskeleton organization; regulation of microtubule cytoskeleton organization; cytoskeleton-dependent intracellular transport.
GACAGUGGCAGGUGAUUCAGCUCUUCUCUGUGGAUGCUGAGCAGAGGAGGCGCGCGGGAGGGGCAGCUGUGUCUUCACUAAUUAUGCUAUUCUAACGAGCGCAAGGGGAUCAGGACGGAGCAAAACCAGAAUAUUUCACAGGCAAAAACCCCUCAAAAAAACGGUUAUGCCUCUUUUACAGUGGACUUAUGUCCUGUCAUAUUUGACAGCAUCGUUUUAAGGAAAAACAUUGCGAAUCGGACAUUUUGUGAUACGAGCGCGUUUAGUUCCACAAACUGAAUAUAAAACAGCUUUGAGGAAAGGAAGAUAUUGACAUAACAGAAGGUAAGACGUUGGCAAACCAUCAUGGCAUGGCCCUGUAUCUCCAGAGUCUGCUGUAUGGCUCGGUUCUGGAACCAGCUGGACAAGGGCGACAUCGCGGUGCCGUUGGUUUUCACCAAGUACUCGGACGUGUCCGAAAUGCAGCAUCUUCACCUGCAGCAGCCUGCGUCGAAGGUCGCCAUAGAAACGCAGCCGCUUCACAGCGAGCGCGAGGCGGUGACCAAAGGACCUGCAGCCCAGGAGGAAAACAUUUCAGGAUCUGUGAUGCGCCAGGACUACAGACACUGGAAUGUUCGCCCUGAGCCCAGCUGCAAGCCCAAGAACACGUAUCAUUGCCCUGAGGUUCCUUUUAACAAAAAGACCCAGUAUCAGAAGGACUUCAGAGCCUGGCCUAUCCCAAAGAGGGGAGAUCAUCCUUGGAUCCCCAAACCCUCUCUGACCAUCUCAGUGGGCAGUGACCGCAUCCCUGACAGAGCCAAACACACCUUAGAGAUGAUGGAGAUUGGGGUGGAAAAGAGCGAGAUUGCUGACAAGGUGCAUGAGAAGGAGAUCCUGUCUAGUGAAAGGAAAAAGAGACAAGUCAAGAAAGUGACCAUGGUUUCUGAAAAGAAAGCUGGUGUGAAGUUGGAUGGGCAGGGCGUGGGAGAUGCCCCUACUACAGAGGGUAAAGGGAGGGCAGCUGUGGAUGCUCUCAACCAGCAGAUCAAACAAGAAGUGUCCUCUGGCAGCUCCUACAGGACUGAGUUCAAAGCCUACACAGACGUAAAACCCAUGAAGCUCAUCAAGGCCCAGUCUCAGUAUCAUCCUCCCAAUGGGAAGACUGAUCAGGAGACCAGCUACAGCGCCACCUACAGGCCAUACCAGGCCACUCAGCAGCCAGAUGAAAACAAGGCCCUGGAAAGGAGGAGGAUACGCACACUGUACCAUGAACCUUACAGAGAGAGCCGAAAGGUGGAGAAAACCAGUCUUCCUCGCUCCAAACCCAAAAAGAGCACAGCUGCCACACCUGGCAAACUGCUGAAGAAGUCCAAGGAGAAGCAGGUGACAUCAUUGCGUGGUUCGAAGAAGAAGAGCUCCGAGAACCAGCCGGAGAGCAGAGCAGGGCAGGGCGACAAGGAGAAGAGUAAAGAGAUCAACAACAAACUGGCUGAGGCGAAAGAAGAAUCUGAGUCUGGCCUCGGACGAGUAAGCGAUUAUUAUUCCGCGGGAACCUCUGGAAGAGAACCACUGGUGGAACGACCAGAACCACGUCGGGGAGUAGUCCGGUUCGCGCCGGAUGUCAAGUACUGACACAAAGCACAUGUGAAAGAGGAAGGCAGCUAUAGACAGAACAAUGAAGUAAUGAGAAAUAUUUUAGAAAAUAUUUUUGCAGACAAAAUAAGAGACGUGUUCAAUUAGGCUAUUAUGUCACAGGUUAAGAUUAAAAAAAUGAGCUUCCUAAUGAGAAAAACAUCAACAAACCUGUGCUCCCAGACUGUUUGCAACAACUGAAAUGGUGCUAUUUUCUGUUUCAUGCUAUUUCUCAAAACAUAGUGUUGCCAAGUAGCAAAUAUCAUGGUUCAUUAAGUGCUUCCUUAAAUUAUAACAUACUGUUUAAAAGUAUAAUAAAUAUGAUUAAAUCAGUGCC